Recurvomyces mirabilis is the source of this 4404-nucleotide messenger RNA. It is a transcript of the gene PDS5, whose product is annotated as Sister chromatid cohesion protein pds5. Gene Ontology annotation, biological process: DNA repair; mitotic sister chromatid cohesion. The coding region runs from base 1 to 4404 and encodes 1467 amino acids. NCBI's taxonomy places the organism in Eukaryota, Fungi, Ascomycota, Dothideomycetes, Mycosphaerellales, Teratosphaeriaceae. The transcript has a single exon. The record is from RefSeq and is a predicted model, not a curated record. Gene Ontology annotation, cellular component: chromatin; nucleus.
AUGGCGCGUGGCCGCAGGCGAGCAGCAGCACCGGACCCCGUUGAAGAGGAGCCUGGGGUGUCAGAUCAGGCAAUGGAAGAUGUCAUGCAGGACCCGGCCAACACAUUACAGUUUGACGAGGCCUUGACAUGGCGCUCCGGCAAGCCGAUACCGGUGAGCGACUUGCUACGACGACUGAGAACGUUGCACGAGGAGCUGCAGCCUAUGGACCAGAGUGAAGCCGACCGCGAAACACUCGUACCCAAAGCCCAAGAGCUCGCGAAUGUGCAAUUGCUAGGCCACAAGGAUAAAGGAGUGAAAGCAUGGACGCUUCUCAACAUAGUCGAGAUGUUCAAACUUCUCGCACCGGAUGCGCCAUACAAGAGUGCACAGCUGAAGCAGAUCUUUGAUCUCUUUGUGUCGCACGUGAUCCCCGCUCUUGCCAGUCCUGGAGAUCCAUACAACCAACAGCACUUUCUGAUUUUGACGUCGUUGACAACAGUCAAGAGUAUCGUCCUGCUUACGGAUAUCCCCGGAUCUGACGCCCUCGUUCUGAACCUCUUCACGAACUGCUUCGAUGUCAUGAUUGGCAAUGUGAAAGGGGCGGACAGAGAGCAGAUUGGCAAGAACGUGGAGUAUCACAUGACGAAUAUGCUAUGUACGCUCGUGGAUGAAUGUCCCGUUCUACCCACCGGUGCUGUAGACAUCAUACUUGCACAGUUCCUACGAGCUGAUCCGGCGACGCUCAGCUCGGUCAAGAAGAAGGGUGGUGCUCCGACCUCCUCCAUCGUGGUCCGAGAAGUGUCUCCGGCGUAUAACAUGGCACGGUCCGUCUGCAACACUUGCGCAGACACGAUGAGCAGAGCUGUAGGACAAUACUUCAGCUCGGUGCUCAUAGAUGCGUCUGAGAGCCUUCCCGCAGUCAAGCCUUUCAAGUCGCGAGGCAGGAAGCGCACACACGACGAGAGCGAAGACGAGUCGGAUGACGGCAUGAUCACGCCACCAGCCGAAGACGAUAUACGAGAGGUUGAGAAAGCACAUCGCCUUUUACGCGAGCUAUGGCGGUCAUCACCCGAUGUCAUCCGUAACAUCAUUCCGCAGAUGGAAAGCCAGGUCAGCGCCGAGAACGUCCAGCUGCGCACCAUGGCAGUUCAGACUGUAGGAGACAUGGCGGCUGGCAUUGGGGCUACAGGUCCACCUCCACCGCUUUUCCUCGAUCCUGCAGCAUAUCCAUCUCAAAGUCUUGAACCAUCUGACGCGAAUAUACCACCCGAGAAUCCGCUCUUAGUGCCUGCAGCACCACACGCAUUCUCCUCUGUCUAUCCAGGCGCAUAUAAAAGCUUCAUUGACAGGCGACGGGAUAAGAAUCCUCAAGUACGAAGUGCUUUCACAACAGCCGUUGGUCGCAUCCUGUCGACGUCAGGAGGAGGCAAAGGGCUGGACACAGACCAGGAGACGGACUUGUUACGGUACUUGUCUGACUUGCUAACAGACAUUGAUGAGCGUGUACGGCUUGCAGCGGUGCAGGCGGUCGGCGGGUUCGACUUCAAUACGUUCCAGGAAAAGGUUGGGAAGCACGGAGGUGCCAACACGACAGGCUCGGUACUCCACAACCUAGUCGAGAGAAUCAAGGAUCGCAAGCAUAAUGUACGAGUUGCUGCUGUGGAGCUGCUAGCACGGAUAUGGGGUGUUGCUUCUGGUGCCAUGGCGGAAGGCAGUGAUCGAGCUCGCGACUUAUUCAGUCCGAUUGCCACGAACAUAUUCAACGCCGUCUAUAUCAACGACCGCGAACUCAAUGCGCUUGUGCAGCGCGUGUUGUACGAGUCACUGCUGCCUGUAGGCUUCCCACCACUCAAAGCCAGGCAACCUACUGCUGACUCGCAGCGUGUGGCCGACAGCCAAGUACUGCAGGAGGAUCAGGAUCCCGAUGCUAUCCGCGCAGAACGCGUUCUUACAUUGCUUCGCGACCUUGAUGAGAAGGCUCGCAAAGUGUUCUUCGCACUUCAGCACCAGUCUAUUGGCAAGGCAAAGUACAUGGAGAAGUACCUGAAUGCAUGCACAUUGGUCUAUGGCACUUCGGACAAGGAACAUGAUAUCGAUGACAAGGCUGCUAGGAAUGAACUCAAUACAAUGAUCGAGGCUUUGUCAAAGCUCGAUCCAGAACCUCAAAUUGCCUCCGAUGAUCUCAAGAAGUUCGCCAAGCAUCAUGACAAGCGCAGCUAUCAGCUCAUUCGCUUCUGCUAUGCGCCUGACAGCGACUAUCGGAAAAUUGUCAAGGCCACGAAGGAAUUGACUAAGCGGCUGGAGGACGCACCUAGUGGCAUGCUCACGGUGCUCAACACUGUUCUACCGCUGACACGCUCGCUGUCUAACCUGGUCUACAACCGAAGUCACAUGCCCACAAUCAUGGCCACAGCUCGUUCAGAUAUGAAGGGCCUUGGUAGUGCUGCUCACGACAUCCUGAAGCAGAUCUCUGCCGAUGCGCCAGACGUCUUUCGAGUUCACAUUCGCGAGAUGUGUGAUGGGCUGCGAAAGCAAGCACCGACUGUAAAGACGCCAAACCAGCCUUCUGCGGUCGACGAGCUGAAAGCGUGCGCAGGCUUCGCACAGCGCUUCCCGGAGGACAUGCCGCAAGAUCGGGAUUUCUAUAAAGCCAUGACGGCUUUUGCGAAAUAUGGAUCGCCUCCCGAGGCUGCCAAGCAUGCUGUCACGGUCAUUGUCGCAUCCGCCGACAAGAAGGAAAUGUACAUCAAGGACAUUCUGGGGUAUGCCAUUACGGACUUUGACUAUGGCGCGGAGUGCUUCCUUGCCAGACUUGCUGCCAUCAGCCAGCUCAGGUUGAUUGCCUACAAGGACACGGCAGAUCACUCCGACCAAAUUAUGGCCAUCGCGGCUGCCAACAUUUUAGGUCAAGUUCGAACCAUGGACAGUGCUAGCGAGGCGGAAUGGUCGGAUGCGAUCAAUGAUGAUCUUGCUUCAAAGCUCUGGGCUAUAAAGAUCCUUGUCAAUGGUCUUCGAGGGAUAGUCAACAGCGGCAGCUCAGACGACGCACAGGACGAGAUUGCUUCAGCAGCUGUGAAUGUCUAUAAGUUUCUCAACACACUGGUCGAGAAAGAGGGUGAGCUGUCCAAAACCGACAUCACGGCAAGACAUCAUAGAUCGCAUCUACGCCUCGUGGCUGCGAACCAGCUUUUAAAGCUAUCGUGCAACAGAGCUAUCGAUCAGUAUUUCACGCCGGGUGACUUCAAUCGACUAGCACGCGUCGCGCAAGACAACCUACCGGAAGUGCGGAGGGGUAUUGUGAGGACGCUUCGCAAAUACCUUGGACAAGCAAGGUUGCCGAACAGAUUCUAUGCCAUCGUCUUCUUGUAUGCCUUCGAGCCACAGAGGGCCAUCCUUGAGCCGACUGCCACCUGGUUGAAGGCAAGGGCUACUCUUUCUACCAAGGCCAAGGAUACAGCGAUCGAAUCCGUCUUUGCGAGAUUCCUGAGUUUGCUAGCACAUCACCAAGACUUCAGCCGCGAAGCGGAGGAAUUGGAAGACUUCGUGGAGUAUAUCCUAUUCUACCUGAAGAACGUUGCUACACAGGAGAACCUGCCCAUGAUCUACCACCUCGCACAACGCUUGAAAGCUGUACAGGAUGGCAUUGAUCCUGACAAGAGCGAGAAUCUAUACGUCAUGUCCGACCUUGCCGAGGCCACAAUCAGGUGUUACCAGGACGUUCAAGGCUGGUCGCUACAGCUCUAUCCGGGCAAGGCAAGAAUGCCGAGUGGUAUCUUCGCUGCACUCCCGAGCCAUAUCAUAGCCCAGGAGAUCGCGGAGAAGAACUACAUACCCGCAGACCUCGCGGAGAAUCUGGAAGACCUCGUCAAGGCCAGCAUGAGGACAAAGAAGCGCAAGGCUGAGAGCUCGAUCAAGCAGCCUGCUUCGAAGAAGGUGAAGGAAGAAAAUGAAGGCGGUGAGAAGAAGAGGUUGCCUGUCAAGAAGGCUUCAAAAGCUGCGAAGCCCGCCAAGACACCGAAGAGGAGGCUUGAGGAUACAAUCCCAUCUUCCGACAGACGCAAGAGCGCUCGUGCUUCCAAUAUCAAGACUUAUGCCGAAUCGAGCGAUAGCUCAGCUGACGAAGGUGCUGAGCAGGGUGAUGAGAGCGACGACGACAAUGACCCUGAGGCCAAUAAGGAGAAUGUCACAAGUCCAACUCCACCGGCAAGUGAUCUCACGCCGGCGCUACCACGUACCGCUGAGAAGCAGAAACCGGUCAAACCUACGAAAGCGGCGAACAAGGCGGCAGUGAAGAAGAUUGCGCAUGCCGCUCCAAAAAGGAGUACACGAGCAACGAGGGCGAGCAAGGAGAAGGACGUGAUGGAUAUUCCCAGCGACAAUGAGGCUGAGCUUUCGGAGCCGCCGGGUGAUGUCGAAGGUUGA